AUGAGUUAUGCCACAAUUUACAUUGCCAAGGAGCUGGAGCAGCAGUUGAUCGACCGUAAUCAUCCUAAUGACAACAACAGCGUGGGAGAAGAAGAAGAUGAUGGCAAUGUGGUUUUAUCUUCUUCUUCUUCUUCUUCUUUUUCGGAACACAAUCAUAGUAGCACUAAUCAACCGCACGAGAAACGUGAUAGAAACCAUAUCCAUUUCGGAGCACUUGUCUUGUGUCUUUGUAUAAGUGUCGCACGCUUAAAUGAAAAGGUUUUAGCGCUCAUCUCGCUGUCUGGAUGCAUCUACCCUAUCUUUUCGGCUGCUUACUCGUUCAGCCGCUAUGCAGAAAUCUCGCAGACGCAAUUGGACGCCAAGCCCUCUUGGUCAUUUAACAAUGCUUAUUCCUGA
Zychaea mexicana is the source of this 396-nucleotide messenger RNA. RefSeq lists its product as uncharacterized. The record is from RefSeq and is a predicted model, not a curated record. Lineage: Eukaryota; Fungi; Mucoromycota; Mucoromycetes; Mucorales; Lichtheimiaceae. The coding region runs from base 1 to 396 and encodes 131 amino acids. The transcript is spliced from 4 exons.